Messenger RNA from Aspergillus japonicus CBS 114.51, 3463 nucleotides. RefSeq names its product putative GPI anchored protein (gene CweA). The transcript is spliced from 2 exons. Bases 1 to 3276 code for a protein of 1091 amino acids. NCBI's taxonomy places the organism in Eukaryota, Fungi, Ascomycota, Eurotiomycetes, Eurotiales, Aspergillaceae. The record is from RefSeq and is a predicted model, not a curated record.
AUGAAGGGACUCCAGGCUGGAAUCCCACUCGCGGCCCUGGCUGCUGUCGCCCGCGCUACCUCGGUCAUUGGGGGCUCGCAGGGCGAGGACCGCGGCAGUGACGCCGCGCUGCCGGUCGACAACAAGUUCCGGAGCGAGGUGAAUGACUACCACUCGGACGACCACUCGUUCGACCUGGAUGCGAAGAAGACCGUCAUCGAGCCAGGCCAUGGCCGUCGCCCUCACCAUCACAAGGCCAGAGAGGAAGUGAUCCAAUCCAACAACGGAGUUUCCGAGGGGUCCACUUAUGUCAAGCCGCAAGUCCACGCGGAGUCGAACAACGAGAACUCGUACCAUGAAGAUGACCACUCCGUAGAGCUGGAGAAGGAUGUCGUUGAGGUGGUGUCGCCUCACGGUCGUCCCAAGCACCACCAUGCUCGUGGUCAGCACGAGGACGUCGACGUCAUUGGAGGACCCGGCGGUGUUGACACGGGUAAUUCGUUUGCUUUGCCCAUCACCAGCAAAUUCUCGUCCACAGUCAAUGAUGCCUAUGUGGAUGACCACUCGCGUGAUAUUGAUGUCGAUACCACCAUCGUGAAGCCCAAAUCGCACCCCCCAAAUCACUUCAAGGCUCGCGGAGGGCACGAAGACGUCGAUCUUAUUGGCGGCGCCGAGGGGAUUGACACCGGCAACAGCUUCGAUAUGCCGAUCACGAGCAAGUUCUCGUCCGUUGUCAAUGACGCGUAUAUUGAUGAUCACUCCCGUGAUAUUGAUAGAGACACCACCAUCGUCAGCCCCAAGCACCACGGACCUGCUCACUUCAAGGCACGCGAUUAUCAUGAGGAUGUGGAUCUUAUCGGUGGGCCCGAGGGAGUUGAUGUCGGCAACACGUUUGAUUUGCCCAUCACCAGCAAGUUUUCUUCCACUGUGAACGAUGCCUACGUCGAUGAUCACUCGCGCGAUAUUGAUGUGGAUAAGACUAUCGUCAAGCCUCACCACCACAAGGCCCGUGGAGGCCACGAGCACGUGGACGUUAUCGGCGGCCCUGGCGGAGUCGACACAGGCAACACCGUUAGCAUCCCUAUCACUAGCAAGUUUUCGUCUGAAGUCAACGAUUAUUACCAAGACGACCACUCCCGCGAUAUUGAUGUGGAUAAGACUAUCGUCAAGCCUCACCACCACAAGGCCCGUGGAGGCCACGAGCACGUGGAUGUUAUCGGCGGCCCUGGCGGAGUCGACACAGGCAACACCGUUAGCAUCCCUAUCACCAGCAAGUUUUCAUCUGAAGUCAACGAUUAUUACCAAGACGAUCACUCCCGCAAUAUUGAUGUGGAUAAGACCAUCGUCAAGCCUCAUCACCACAAGGCUCGUGGAGGCCACGAGCAUGUGGAUGUGAUCGGUGGACCCGGGGGUGUCGACACCGGGAACACCUUCGACCUGCCAAUCACGAGUAAAUUCUCUUCCGUCGUUAACGACGCAUAUGUUGAUGAUCACUCUUUUGAUCUGGACAAGGAUACCACAAUUGUUCGUCCCCACCACAAGCGGGAGCACGUGGAUGUGAUUGGUGGUCCUGGUGGGGUUGAUACCGGCAACACAUUCGACCUCCCUAUCACAAGCAAGUUUUCGUCUGAAGUGAACGAUUAUUACCAAGACGACCACUCCCGCGAUAUUGAUGUGGAUAAGACUGUUGUGAAGCCUCACCACCACAAGGCUCGUGGAGGACACGAACAUGUCGAUGUGAUCGGUGGCCCCAGCGGGGUUGACACUGGGAACACCUUUGACAUGCCAAUCACCAGCAAAUUCUCCUCGGAGGUGAAUGAUUACUACAAGGAUGACCACUCCUGGGAUUUGGAUUAUGAUAAGACAAUCGUGCGUCCUCACCACAAGCGACAGCAUGGCGAGCACGUUGACCUGAUCGGUGGAGCCGAGGGGGUCGAUAUCGGCAACACAUUCUCGCUGCCGAUCACCAGCAAGUUCUCCUCGGAAGUGAACGACUAUUACAAAGACGACCACUCGUGGAACGUUGACCUUGACAAGAAGAUUGUUCACAAGCGCCAGCACGGUGAUGACGUUGAGCUGAUCGGCGGACCUGAGGGGGUGGAUGUCGGCAACACGUUUUCUCUGCCUAUCACCAGCAAGUUCUCCUCGGAAGUGAACGACUAUUACCAAGAUGACCACUCUCGGGAUAUCGACUUCGAUACUACUAUCGUACAACCCCAUCACCACAAGGCCCGUGGUCAGGGCGAGCAUGUCGACGUGAUCGGGGGGGCUGAGGGUGUUGAUAUUGGCAACACAGUUGAUAUCCCUGUUAGCAACUUCUUCAAGUCCGAGGUCAACGAGCAGGUCUAUGACGAUCACUCGGUCGAUGUUGAUAUCAGCAAGCAUCAUGCGCGCCGUGGACAGGACUUCAGCAUUCUGGGAGGCCCCUCUGGCGUCGACGUCGGCAACAGCGUGGUCAUGCCUUUCACCAACACGGUAGAUGUCGAAUCCAACAGUUAUCACAAGGAUGAUCACUCUGUGCACGCACAGGUCACUACCACCAUUCCCAAGCAUGACACUCCUGCCCCGGCCCCGGAGCCGCAGCAUGAGGAGCCCAAGCCGGAGGAACCCAAGGCAGAGCCCCAUGCGGACGAACCUCCCAAGCAGCCCGAGCCCAAGUCAUCUUCGUCGUGUGAACCCACUGUUCAGGAGAUCGUUCGCACGCUGACACACACCCUGCCCACGGAGUCCACAUUUGCCCCCAAGGUUGACGCUGUGGCGACCGAAGCUUCUGCACCUACUCACUCCGCACCGGCCCCAAGUGAGCCUACCAAGCCUGCUGCGCAGUCUAACCCCACCCACGAGGCCGCAGCUCCAACCAGCCCCUUCACUCCAAACUUGGAUGAAGCUCACCAUGUUCCGGGCUCUGAGCCAUCCGCCACCGACGUCGUGCAGAGUGCGAUGACGACUGCCGCGCCUGCCCGCACGGAGCCGGUUGUUAUGGACAAGGUCGCGUCCAGCAUCACGAUUAAGCAAGAUUCCACUUUCCACGUGAUUCCCGUGUACGUGCCAGUGUCCUCUGCCACCACUCCGUCGUCGCACGCUGUUCCCACGGCGGUCACGAGCGUUGCUGGGACCCACUCGACGGGCGUCGACGCCUACCAACCCACUCUCCGCUACAACCUCCCCCCGGCUGCGCCGUCCGCAUCAUCCACCGGGCUCCUGUUCACCGGGGCUGGAGCACCUCAGGCCGCACCUUACGCUGGCGUCUUUUCGGUCUUCUCUGGUCUUGUGGCUCUCCUGGCCUUGAUCCUGUAGGGUCAGCCACGCCAUUCUCUUAAAAACUGUCUCUAUUCCACGCUUCCCACUGAAUAUGUUCACCGAAGGUUCUGUCAUCGUUGUAUCACAUACUCGACACCACUCACUCAUUUAGUACAAAGGGAGGGGCAUCCCGGUUGUUCUGCUGUAUUUUAUUCCUACUGUUUUCCAUUCGUUAGACUUCAAC